CAACCCAAUGGCCGUACCUCCUCCUUCGCUCCUCCAAUCGGCUCUCCGUUUCCUCUUCCCCUUCCUCGCCGUCACCCAAUGGCAGCCGCCCACGUCGCCGUGGCUCCAGUCCCCCCUCCCCGUUCACGCCGCCGCCGCCGCCGCCUCCUCCCUCUCCGUCCGAGACUUCGGAGCCGCCGGCGACGGCCUCCACUACGACACCGCCGCGAUCCAGGCCGCCAUCGACGCCUGCCACGCCUCCGCCGGCGCCUGCCGCGUCGCCUUCCCCCCGGGGAAGUACCUGACCGCGACGGUCCGGCUCAAGUCCGGCGUGGUGCUGGACAUCGAGAGGGGAGCGACGGUGCUCGGGGGCACGAAGAUCGGGGACUACCCGGCGGAGUUCGACCGGUGGUACGUGAUACUGGCCGAGGGCGCGAGCGACGUUGGGAUCACCGGCGGCGGGGUGGUGGACGGGCAGGGGAUGAGGUUCGUGAGGAAGUUCGAGGAGAGGAAGAACGUGAUGGUCAGCUGGAACGAGACCGGGGCAUGCCUGGGCGACGAGUGUAGGCCGAGGCUGGUCGGCUUCAUCGGGUGCACGAACGUCCGGGUCUGGAACGUCAGCUUGAAUCAGCCCGCUUAUUGGUGCUUGCACAUAGUACGUUGCGUGAACACGUCGAUUCAUGAUGUUUCCAUUUAUGGAGAUUUCAACACUCCUAAUAACGAUGGGAUCGACAUAGAGGAUUCGAAUCACACGGUUAUCACGCGAUGCAAGAUCGAUACAGGAGACGACGCCAUCUGUCCGAAGACGUAUACGGGUCCUCUGUACAAUUUAAUAGCUACGGACUGUUGGAUCCGAACAAAGUCCUCUGCAAUCAAACUUGGUAGCGCAAGCUGGUUUGAUUUUGGGGGUCUGAUCUUUGACAACAUCACUAUAGUAGAUUCUCACAGAGGACUCGGGGUGCAGAUACGUGAUGGAGGAAAUGCGAAUGACAUCACCUUCUCAAACAUCAAGAUCACCACAAGGUACUACGACCCAUCAUGGUGGGGAAGAGCAGAACCGAUCUACAUAACAACCUGUCCACGUGAGUCCUGGUCGAAGGAAGGCGCAGUUUCAAACAUACGCUUCAUCAACAUCACCGCCAUUUCAGAAAACGGUGUGUUCCUCUCAGGUUCCAAGGGUGGGCAACUGAGCAAUCUGAGAUUUAGUAAUGUGAACGUGACUUACAAAAGGUGGACAAGUUAUGAGGGAGGAUUGGUCGACUACAGACCCGGAUGCCAAGGGCUGGUGAAGCACAGCAUGGCCGGGAUCAUCAUGGAACACAUCCAAGGUUUGGAAAUUGAGAACGUGAACAUGAGAUGGGCUAAUGGGAGAUCUUGGGAGUGGGACAAUCCUCUGGAUUUCAGGCCCUCAACCGUGAACGGCAUAUCUUUCCGCGACUUCCACUCGGAUUUGAACAGUCGAUGAUGUGAUCGGAGGGGCGGGAACCACAGCUCGACCUUAAGAAUUUUUCCACUCCAAUCGUGUACACUGUACUUAAAGGAUUGUAUAGCAAGGAUAUAAAUAGCCUGAGAUACACCGGUUUUCGAAAAUGCCAUCCAUCUGGAGGCUUUUGGUUUGGUCUAUUCAGGCAAAUCUAGAAUUAUCUCACUGUC
This is a messenger RNA of Rhodamnia argentea, 1632 nucleotides long. RefSeq names its product exo-poly-alpha-D-galacturonosidase. The record is from RefSeq and is a predicted model, not a curated record. Gene Ontology annotation, molecular function: polygalacturonase activity. Gene Ontology annotation, biological process: carbohydrate metabolic process. The coding region runs from base 8 to 1444 and encodes 478 amino acids. NCBI's taxonomy places the organism in Eukaryota, Viridiplantae, Streptophyta, Magnoliopsida, Myrtales, Myrtaceae. The transcript is spliced from 3 exons.